CCCGCCCCGGCCUGCCGCUCCUGCCAUCACACGUACACUCCCUCCCGACCACCCAAGCGAGCCACAGCCACCGGAGCAGAGCGCCGAGCCCCCAGGCAGGAUCCCAUGGCCGCCACCGCCGUCGCGGCGUCUCUGUCCGUGGCCCGGGGGCUCGGGAAACCCCUCCGCGCCGGCGGCAGCAGCGGCGCGUCGUCGCUCCGCGUCGUCUCGCCCCGUGGCAGGGUGGCCGUCGUCCGGGCGUCGUCGUCCGCGCAGAGCCCGGCCAAGGAGUGGGCGGCCGCGGCGGCCGUCGCGGCGGCGCUGGUGCUGCCGGAGGUCGCGGAGGCCGCGCAGCCGGGGAUCUCACCCUCGCAUAAGAACUUCCUCCUCAGCAUCGUCUCCGGCGGGGUCGUGCUCGUCGCCAUCGUCGGCGCCGUCGUCGCCGUCUCCAACUUCGACCCUGUCAAGCGGGGCUGAGCUCCACCACAAGCACGGCCGCCGGCCGCGCCAUGGCUGUGCGUAUACCUAUGUACUGAUGAGACUGAGAGCGGUCGGUCUGGUCUCUUCUCCGUGUGCUUCCGAACGAAACACAGUGUCUGAUGCGUCCAUCUUUUGCCGUGUAAAUUUCAUUUCCUGCUCGUGAAAUCUCGUGUUCAUUGAGAUCGAGCCCCCCCACAGGUUCAUCUAGGAUCGAUCGGUUCGAUUUAAUUUUACCGUGGGUCUGCUAGAGUUUCACUUUGCGACACAUGCCGCAUCGGAAUUCGAUCGGGCUAUUAUUAUAGGCGAGCAAUUCAGGUUGAGCUCUAGUAGUAUAUAUCACUGGAGCGAAAAACCACGUUUCUCUGAAGAAAUAAAAGGUUGAUCCCAAA
This is a messenger RNA of Panicum virgatum (switchgrass), 848 nucleotides long. RefSeq lists its product as uncharacterized. NCBI's taxonomy places the organism in Eukaryota, Viridiplantae, Streptophyta, Magnoliopsida, Poales, Poaceae. The transcript has a single exon. The record is from RefSeq and is a predicted model, not a curated record. The coding region runs from base 106 to 456 and encodes 116 amino acids. Gene Ontology annotation, biological process: photosynthesis. Gene Ontology annotation, cellular component: photosystem II; membrane.